This is a messenger RNA of Notechis scutatus (mainland tiger snake), 968 nucleotides long. RefSeq names its product galectin-4-like. Gene Ontology annotation, molecular function: carbohydrate binding. The record is from RefSeq and is a predicted model, not a curated record. NCBI's taxonomy places the organism in Eukaryota, Metazoa, Chordata, Lepidosauria, Squamata, Elapidae.
AUGACUUACUUCCCAGCACCUGGCUACAUGCCCGCUUAUAACCCGACUCUCCCUUACCAUCAACCUGUCCCUGGUGGGCUCCAUCCAGGGAUGUCUGUCUAUGUGCAAGGCACGGUGCCCAAACACACCAAGAGAUUCCGAGUGAAUUUUGCCUGUGGCCAGCAUGAAGGGGGUGACAUUCCCUUCCACUUCAACCCUCGCUUUGAUGGGAAGGACAAAACUGUACUUAACACGUUUCAGUCCGGCAGGUGGGGAAACGAAGAGAUUCACGAGAUGCCCUUCCGGAAGCAUGAACAUUUUGAGAUCAUCUUCAUUGUCAACGACGUCGGAUAUCAGAUCCUGGUGAACAGAAACUUCUUCUGUAGCUAUGGGCACAGAAUGCCCCCACAGAGCGUGCAGGUCGUGAGUGCUGAUGGAGACCUGGAAUUACAAUCUCUGACCGUGAUGGGAAGACCAACGAUGGGGAACGUGGAUAUGAUGCCAAACCCUGGAUAUGGGCCACCACAAUGUCUUCCUAUGAUGCAGUCCCCUGCAGUCUACCAUCCACCGGUGCCCUACACAGGCAACAUUUCUGGAGGUCUGGGAGCCAAGAGGACCUUCAUAGUACGCGGCUCUAUUCCAAUGAACUUCAACAGGUUCCACAUCAAUCUUAAGGCUGGAGAGGAUAUUGCCCUGCACAUCAAUCCACGCAGGCAAGAACAAACCGUAGUGCGCAACAGUUUUCUGAAUGGCAAAUGGGGUCCUGAGGAACGGGAGCUGCCCUUUAACCCUUUCCAACCUGGACAGUACUUUGAGCUCUCAAUCCGCUGCGGCAACCACCGAUUCAAGGUUUAUGUCAACGGCCAGCCUUUCUUCAACUACGCCCAUCGUUACCACAACUUCUCACAGAUCAACACCCUCCAGAUCGAUGGAGACGUGGUCCUUUCUUAUAUCCAAUGCUAAGCAUGGAGGAAGGGGGAAAGAGGGCA